AGCAUAUGUGGCGAAUAUGCACCGACUCGCAUAGUUCAAGUCGCCCAACCUCUCCGAAAUUCCUAAUCGUAGAAAACUCAGAAGAGUUAUAAAACUAAGUGAUCUUAUCCAUCAAACGCCAAGAGGAGAGUAAUGGGGGAUCGGGUGGUGGCUCUCGUCACGGGUUGCGCCAAGGGCGGCAUCGGCCAUGAGUACUGCAAGGCGCUGGCCGAGCGGAACUGCCACGUCUUUGCCUCCGACAUCCCUCAGCGAAUGAAAGACAUGUCGGAACUCACGUCGAGCCAUGCCGAUGUGGAAGCCCUCGCGCUCGACGUCACGUCCGACGAGAGCGUGGCUUCGGCGAUUGAGGCCAUCAUAUCCAAGUUCGGCCGGAUCGACGUCCUUAUCAAUAAUGCUGGGAUCGGGAGUGUGGGGCCCCUGGCGGAGCUCCCCUUGGAGGAGGUCCGGAAGGCUUGGGAAAUCAACACCCUAGGCCAGCUAAGAUUGGUUCAAAAAGUGGUGCCCCACAUGGCGGCCCGGCGGAGUGGCAGCAUCGUAAAUGUCGGGAGUGUAGUGGGCACCGUGACGACCCCUUGGGGCGGGUCCUACUGUUCGAGCAAGGCGGCGGCGCUCGCCAUGACGGACGCUCUGCGGCUGGAGCUCCAUCCCUUUGGCAUCAACGUGGUCAAGGUGGUCCCGGGGGCAAUAAGGUCGAACUUCGGGAGCGCGACCACGGAGCAGCUGGCGGCUCACAAGUGGGGCCUAUAUGAGCCGUUCGCAGGGGCCAUCGCGGAGCGCGGUGCGGCUUCGCAGAGCGCGAAAUCGACGGACGCGGCGGUGUUUGCGAGGCACGUGGUGAGCAAGGUCUUGAGCCCCAGACCACCACGGCAGAUCGUGUUUGGUCACAUGACCGGGCUCUUUGCCGUGCUCUCUUGGUCUCCGCUUUGGGUGAGAGACCUCUUCUUCUCAAACCGGUUCGGCCUGAAUCGGAAGCUCUAAAAAACUCAAGUGUGAGAGGAGAGAAUUUGGCUGAGGCUAUUUACAUGUUAUGGUUCGGUGCAUUUCUGGAAUUAGCUUCCCAUCACUACGCUCCAUUCUACUUCUUCAGACUUGUAAUUUAGUUUCUUACGAGGAAUAAAGGGAUUUGAUUUC
Molecule: messenger RNA, 1131 nt
Organism: Rhodamnia argentea
Lineage: Eukaryota; Viridiplantae; Streptophyta; Magnoliopsida; Myrtales; Myrtaceae
Product: short-chain dehydrogenase ptmH-like
Exons: 1
Coding region: 133-978 (281 amino acids)
Cellular component (GO): endoplasmic reticulum
Molecular function (GO): oxidoreductase activity
Source: RefSeq, a predicted model, not a curated record